UGUGGUCAGCGAAUUAUGAAAUUUGCUGUAAAAAAAAUAAUUGAAAAUAAUGUGCGGAAUUUUAGCGUUGUUAUUAGCUGAUUCAAAUGCUUCAGCCAAUUUAGAAUUAUUUGAAGGUCUUCAACUUUUACAGCAUAGAGGACAGGAUGCUGCCGGAAUCAUUACGUGUGGACAAAAGGGAAGAUUUUACCAAUGUAAAGGAAAUGGAAUGGUAAGAGAUGUUUUUGAUCAAAAACAUCUACAGAAUUUAGUUGGAAGUCUUGGAAUUGGUCAUGUACGAUAUCCUACGGCUGGAACGUCCUCACAUUCUGAAGCACAACCGUUUUAUGUCAACAGUCCAUACGGAAUAGUAUUUGGUCAUAAUGGAAAUUUGAUUAAUGCACAAGAGUUAGAAGAUUUUUUAGAUUUCAACACUCAUCGUCAUAUUAACACCGAUUCUGAUUCGGAAUUGUUAUUAAAUAUAUUCGCUAAUAAUUUACAAAAAACAAAUAAAGUUAGAAUUGACGAAGAAGAUAUUUUUACAGCUAUAAAAGGAAUGUAUGAACAGUGUAUAGGUGCCUAUGCAUGUGUAGCUAUGGUUGCAGGAUUUGGCAUAAUUGGAUUUAGAGAUUCAAAUGGGAUUAGACCAAUAUGUUACGGAAAAAGAGAAAGUACGAAAGGAACUGAUUAUAUGAUUGCGUCAGAAAGUGUAGUAUUAGAUGCAUUAGGUUUUACUGAAGUUAGAGAUAUAAAUCCAGGUGAAGCAAUAAUUAUAACGAAAACAAAAAUAACAAGUCGUCGAUUAGUUGUAUCAAAAAAUAUUACGCCAUGUAUAUUCGAAUAUGUUUACUUUGCAAGACCUGAUUCCGUAAUUGAUGGUAUAUCAGUAUAUAGAUCAAGAUUAGAAAUGGGUGAAUAUUUGGCUGAUCAAGUUGUAAAAAAAUGUGGGGAUAAUAUGGAUAUUGAUGUUGUGAUUCCGGUCCCUGAAACCAGUCGCGUAGCAGCAUUACAAGCAGCUCAUAAAUUAAAACUUCCUUAUAGAGAAGGAUUUAUUAAGAAUCGUUAUAUUGGACGUACAUUUAUAAUGCCAGGACAGCAUAUGAGGAGAAUAAAUGUCCGACGCAAAUUAAACGCCAUGGCAUUAGAAUUUUCCGGCAAGAACGUUUUAAUAGUUGAUGAUUCGAUUGUUAGGGGGACAACUUCAAAAGAAAUUGUUCAGAUGGCACGCGAUGCUGGUGCCAAGAAAGUUUAUUUCGCGUCUUGCGCUCCUCCUAUUAGAUAUCCUAAUGUUUAUGGUAUUGAUAUGCCAACACGUCAAGAGCUUGUAGCAUAUAAUCGUAACGAAGAUUCGGUUGCUAAAGAAAUUGGUGCCGAUGUUAUAAUAUAUCAGAAAUUAGAUGAUUUAUUAGAAUCAUGUAGAAAAUUCAAUUCAAAUAUUAAAACCUUUGAUUGUUCGGUAUUUAAUGGAGAAUAUGUUACAGGACGUGUUACGUCAAAAUAUUUGGACGACUUAGAGAAUGUUAGAAGUGAUUUGGCAAAGAAUCGUAUGAAUAAUUUACAUUCUCCUGAAACUAUUGGUUUGCACAAUGAUUAUGGUUGCAAUGGUAAAUCUCUUUAAGGAUGUGCGGUUUAUUUUAGAGUGUAUUAAAUGGUUUAGGGAAGAGUUAUUAAAUUUUAUUUGAAUUAUUUGAAUUGUAAAUAAUAGAUUUUUUUAUUAUGGAUGAAUCGUGGUGAAAAAAUUAUUGUUUUGUGAGAUCAAAAUAGCAUAUAUAUAACGAUAAUUUUAUUUUAAUAAAAAUCAGUUUUUUUUUUAUUAUUUU
Molecule: messenger RNA, 1799 nt
Organism: Rhizophagus irregularis DAOM 181602=DAOM 197198
Lineage: Eukaryota; Fungi; Glomeromycota; Glomeromycetes; Glomerales; Glomeraceae
Source: RefSeq, a predicted model, not a curated record